GGCAAUCAUGGAGAGGUGACAGUUGGCGGCUCUUAAAUCGUGCGGCCGGUUAUUUUGUUUGUUUCCCUCAUAAAUCUUCCCAAAUCUCCGCAAUUUCUGUCUUAUCACGCCCAAAAUUACCAUCUUCUUCUCCCCAACAUCACAAUCUAUUGAGAAACAGAUCUGGCGACUCAAAAUGAACUAUCUGGGCUAUGAGGAGGACGACUUGCCGCGCCCCGUGGCCCCCAGUGUGCCCAGGGAGGAAAUUCUCGUGCCUUCAUUCGACGUUCCGGACGUCUCGAUCGUUGUGGAGAAAGCGUCUGCAAGGCGACAGAAAUCAUCUUACCAAGAAUGGCAGAAGAACGCGAAUCUCGUGUUUCUGGAGGGAACAUCUGGAGGAAGUUGUCCGAGAAGAACUCCUGAAGUGCCUGCACUACCUCUGGAAACUAGUCAACCAAUUAUAGAGAAAAGGAGUCCUAUGGAGAGACCUAAAAUUGAACCCACAAGUGUUGCCAGAGUUUCUGGACAAGACGAAGUGAUCAGAAAGCUGGAGACCCUUCUCGCUAGUUAUAGUAUGACACUGGAGGAACAGAUAGAUCGCUUGUCGGUCCCGAAAGAGCCAGCAAAACCUUCAACAGCUGAUAAGGGUGUGUCUGCGGCGCCUAGACAGAAAAGUAUUGGGAUCCAGUGCGAUUUGCUACGUCCGGAAGUCGUGCCAGAUACAAAAUCCUGCUCAUCACAGACUGAUCCUCAGUUGGAGGUGUUUGACAAUCGCCGGGCGUCGGAUUCUUGUCUUCAGGGAGGAUUGUUUGCCAGGAAUCCGGGCCAAAGUGACGCUUGGAGCACUGAAAUGAGUUUAGCCACGCAUCAGUACAUGGAGAAGUACAAUCUCUUGGGUGAAUCGCGUAGUCCGGGCACCCGGAACGUACUGGAGGGCAUCAAGGGGCCGCGGUGGCAGCAGAAAUUCCAUUAACUAAAGAAAAAAAAUGAUUCUGAUGGCUUUUGGUAAUCCCAUCCUGGACAUGAGUAUUACGGCGGAGGACGAAGAGGUGUUGAAGAGCCACGGUUUGAAAGUGAAUGAUCAACUGGAGAUCCCGAUUGAGAGACUCUUGGCGGUGAAGAAGGAUGCUGAGCAAAGGUAUGCAAAAACCGUUCAAUUCAAUCCUGGAGGUUCAUCUCUCAAUACGUGUCGUAUUUUGAGAGCUCUCGGUGAAAAAAAUGUCCUAUAUUGCGGCUCUAUUGGGAAGGAUGAGAAUGGAGAAAAGUUGCUUCAGUUGAUUGGAGAGAGUGGAGUGAAUUGCUGCAUCCAAAGUCUCGAGGGCAGUUCAACUGCUGUCUGUCUGUGUCUCAUUCGCGGACAGAAUCGCUGCCUGAUUGCCAAUAUUGGAGCUGCAUUUAAGAUUGAACUAUCCUGGCUGACGGAGAAGAUAAAUCCCACCGAAAUGAUAUACAUCGAAGGAUACUUUAUCCCUGAGAGGCUUUCCAUAUGUCAAUGGCUCGUGGAGAAGGCAGGAAAGUUGGCAAUCAAUCUCAGCGCCAAAUACAUCGUCAGGAGUCUCUGGAAGGAGUUGAGAUUCCUUCUCAAUGCUUGUGAUCUUAUUUUUGGGAAUGCCAGUGAAUUUUCCACCGUCGUUGAAGUUUCAGGAAGUAAUACUUUAGAUUCCUGGGUGGAUUCUCUCGCCAAAGAUGGGAAGAAGGAUAGAAUUAUAGUGAUUACAAAUGGAGGAUCGCCAGUGACGCUCAUGGAAGUCAUUAAAGGAGUGACAAAGAGACAAGAAAUCCCGGUGGCGAGAGUGGAAAAUGUUCUGGACACGACAGGAGCUGGGGAUGCCUUUGUGGCGGGCUUUCUCUUUGCGUUCUUGCACUCCAAGAGUUCGCGAGAAUGCGUUGAAGAAGGAAUUCGCAUUGCCGGUGAGACGCUUAGUCAAAUUGGAUGCCAUUUGCCAGAAGUUAAAGUUAAUUAAACAUGAAUUUAAUGAUAUUAAAAGGGUUUUUCUUAUUAUAUA
Phlebotomus argentipes is the source of this 1985-nucleotide messenger RNA. RefSeq lists its product as uncharacterized. Gene Ontology annotation, cellular component: nucleus; cytosol. Gene Ontology annotation, molecular function: adenosine kinase activity. The record is from RefSeq and is a predicted model, not a curated record. NCBI's taxonomy places the organism in Eukaryota, Metazoa, Arthropoda, Insecta, Diptera, Psychodidae. The transcript has 4 exons. Bases 966 to 1943 code for a protein of 325 amino acids. Gene Ontology annotation, biological process: purine ribonucleoside salvage.